GGAGGGGUUUAUCAGCAUUCAGCGUUGCUUUGCUGGCACUGUUACACACUUUACUUCACUCUCGUCUCUCGGUCUUAAAUAGUGUUCAUUUACCUAGUCACCUGUUCUAUCGAGCAACAAUGGAGUUUACGACGGUGUUCAAAGGAUUCCACGGUUUCGUGAAGUAAUUGUUCGUGAUCAGAAGUUUCAACUCUGUUAUUAUCUUACCAACUCUUCCGUGUUUUCACCGUGACGGCGUUCGAUUUUUACCACGAGAAAUUCGUUCUUCGCUUUGGACACGCUUUCGGUGAACAGUUAUCGUUAGUUUUGUGUUCCGCGCGAAAGUUAUCGGUGGUCAUCUUUGUUGUGUUACAGUUUCUUAUAUAUAAUAUUUCUAAACGUUAUACACGAAUAGCGAAAAAUUUCGUUAAAAUAGAGCUCUACAAUGCCACCAGAUUUUCGCAGAUAUCGCUUUGGCCACGAUAACGCGUUGAUACCGAUAUCUUAAUUGUGUGUGCGCCAGUACAGUAUUGUCUCCGGGGAGGUUUCGUGUCAUUUUAACACAGUUUAUAUCAUAUUUAUCAUGGAAGCCGAUGACUUGUUGCUGUAUUUUGCCAUAGCAUGCGGGAUUGCUGGCGGUGCUCUGUUGUUGCUCUUCAUUCUAGUGUGUGUACUGUUUGUCAAAGUGAGACGAUUAUCAACAGAUGGGUCCAAUCAAUUGAACAGACAAACCAAUAUGAUGGCAGACUUUUGUUACACGAAUCCCACGAUUGUGCCAGGAGAAUUGCUAUCACGGCGUGGAUUCUCGAUGUACAGCGGUUCCGAUAACUUUAACGAUGAUUUCGGAACGAAGAAAGAUUAUCAUUAUGGUUCUUACCACGAGGCACGAUCAAAGUUCUGACAAUGAACCAUAAGCUUCAAUGAAACAUCUAACGAAUUAAGAGAUCGAGAAAUUUGGUAUAAUUAAUGAAUUAUACUCUAUAUCCGUUCGUAAAGUAUAAGACUCACGUGAAGUGAAUUGUCAUUUGCCAUAAAAUUUGUUUAUAUACGCAUAUAUAUAUAUUCAUUUAUACAUAAUUUCGUUAUAACUUUUGUUAUCGAACGAUCAAAGUGGAAGUAAAAACGUAUUAAGUAAAUUAAUGAGUAAUGAAAAAUAAAUUCUAUUUAGGAUUACUUUAUCUGUAGAUGAUAAGGUCUGGCAAAAAAAUCAACUAUCUAGAAAUAGUACAGUCAGUUACCGAUAGAUUACGCUAUAUGCAUUAGUCACUCAGGGAAAUAGCUCGUAACAGUGGUCAUUAAAAAUGAGAAUAAAAAUAAACGUGGUAAAUGAGGUAAAUAUUGUAUGCAAGUAAUUUGCAUAACCUAAACGCAGUAAUUACUAAAAUUUGU
Messenger RNA from Eufriesea mexicana, 1368 nucleotides. RefSeq lists its product as uncharacterized. The transcript has 3 exons. The record is from RefSeq and is a predicted model, not a curated record. The coding region runs from base 563 to 880 and encodes 105 amino acids. Lineage: Eukaryota; Metazoa; Arthropoda; Insecta; Hymenoptera; Apidae.